Malurus melanocephalus (red-backed fairy wren) is the source of this 1744-nucleotide messenger RNA. RefSeq names its product serine carboxypeptidase 1 (gene SCPEP1). The record is from RefSeq and is a predicted model, not a curated record. NCBI's taxonomy places the organism in Eukaryota, Metazoa, Chordata, Aves, Passeriformes, Maluridae. Gene Ontology annotation, biological process: proteolysis. Gene Ontology annotation, molecular function: serine-type carboxypeptidase activity.
CCGCCGGCCGCCAUCAUGGACGAGGAGGAGGAGGAUGAGGCGGAGCGCGGGGCGGGCCUCAGGCGCGGCGGGACCGGUCCCGUGACCGCGGGAGCUGAGGGAGCGAUGGGGCCGCUCCGUGCCGGGAUCGCGCUGUCCGUGCUGGGGCUGGCGGCAGGUGUAGCUCUGAGGCAGCCCCAAGAGCCCAGAGAGCCCAAAGAGCUGUGGGGAUAUGUGCAGGUUCGGAGCAAGGCCCAYAUGUUCUGGUGGCUCUACUAUGCAAAUAACCCAACCAAAGACUUCACAGAGUUACCUCUUGUCUUGUGGCUUCAGGGAGGUCCAGGAGCUUCAGGCUGUGGAUAUGGGAACUUUGAAGAGAUUGGUCCAUUAGACAAAGAAAUGAAACCAAGAAAUACAACCUGGUUGCAGGCAGCCAGUGUCUURUUUGUGGAUAAUCCUGUGGGCACUGGAUUCAGUUAUGUGGAUGAUUGUAGCUUAUUUGCCAAAAACCUUACYGCAGUAGUUUCUGAUAUGAUGGUUUUUCUUGGAGAAUUCUUCAAGUGUAGACCAGAAUUCCAGACCAUMCCAUUUUACAUAUUUUCUGAAUCUUAUGGAGGUAAAAUGGCUGCUGGCGUUGCUUUAGAGCUGCAUAAGGCUGUUCAAAAAGGGACCAUAAAGUGCAAUUUUAUGGGGACUGCUCUGGGAGACUCAUGGAUUUCUCCUUUGGACUCUGUGCUGUCCUGGGGGCCCUAUCUUUACAGCACUUCUCUCCUUGAUGAUAAUGGCCUGGCAGAGGUGACUGCUGUUGCCAAAGAAAUAAUGGAUGCAAUAAAUAAAAACCAAUAUGGGCUGGCYACUGAGCUCUGGGGCAAGGCUGAAGGUGUCAUUGAAGAGAACACAGACAAUGUGAACUUUUAUAACAUCUUGACUAAGGAGGUUCCAGAAAUGAAAUCAGAUGAACAAGAAAAUUUCCAUCUCAUGCGGCUUUACCAGCUCCACGUCAGGAAAAUGCAUCAGAGCAGCCUMGAUGAGCUGAUGAAUGGGCCCAUCAGAAAGAAGCUGAUGAUCAUUCCUGACUGUGUGAAGUGGGGAGGUCAAUCCAGAAAAGUCUUUGAGAACAUGGCAGAGGACUUCAUGAAACCUGUCAUCGAUAUUGUUGAUCAGCUUUUGGCAGCCAAUGUCAAUGUCACAGUCUAUAAUGGGCAGCUGGAUCUCAUUGUUGACACCAUGGGCCAGGAGGCAUGGAUCCGGAAACUGAAAUGGCCUGACCUGAAACAGUUCAGCCAGAAGAGGUGGAAGGCACUGUAUGUGUCUCCAGAAUCCACUGAGACAGCUGCUUUCCACAAGGCCUAUAAGAACUUGGCUUUCUUCUGGAUUCUCAAGGCUGGGCACAUGGUACCAGCUGACCAAGGAGAGAUGGCACUCAAAAUGCUCAGGAUGGUGACCCAGCAGCAGCACUAGGGGAGGAGAGCUCAGCUGGUCUGGCUUCCUGCCCARCACCAGGGCUCUGGAGGAGCGUGAGUCCGGGAUCCCAAGCCAAAGGAGGUGCAGGGGCUGUUUGGAUGCACAGCCUCUCUYGUCUUGCUGAUAUUGUGCACAAGUGCUUAUGGAAAGGCAUUUUUUCCUUGAAUGAGUUUCUGCUUUUGAAUUUUAAGCUGUGAUUUGCUGCCUUAACAUUGUUCAUAAAYGAGUCCUCCAGAGGGAAGUCCACUGUCAUGACAGACUAACUCUGAGCCUUUGCCUUGGAAGGAUUUUGUGCUCUUGC